Molecule: messenger RNA, 723 nt
Organism: Lathyrus oleraceus (garden pea)
Lineage: Eukaryota; Viridiplantae; Streptophyta; Magnoliopsida; Fabales; Fabaceae
Exons: 3
Coding region: 1-723 (240 amino acids)
Source: RefSeq, a predicted model, not a curated record
AUGUUGGGGAAGGCGAGGAGAAAAGGGACUCGACCUUCAUGGAUUGGUGAUGAUGCUUGGGUUGAACUUCAAACUUAUUGGAAAAAGACCGAGUUUUGGGCUGUGUCUUCUCAAAACAAGACCAAUCGAGCUUCCGCAAGAGGCGGAGCAGUCCACACCACAGGCCGUAAGGCUCAUAUUGAUGUUGCACUUCAACUUUCACGUGAACUUCAAAGGGAUCUGCGUCCCGAUGAGUUAUUUUUAAAAACACACAAGAGGAAAAAUGGUGAAUGGGUUGACAGUCGUGCUGCAUCUACUUAUGUGUUAGAUGGAGAGCGUGUAAAUCAGCUAUGGACAGAGGCUGCUGGGGGCCGUAACCGUGGUCGGGUUUAUGGCGCUGCAGAUUUAGCUAUUAAUCUAAAACGUGGAUCAAAAAGUUUUACCCAACAAUCUCAAACUCCUCAACACUCUAUGUUUGGGAUGUCAUUAGAAGCUGAAAGAGCAGCUAGAAUUAGAGCUGAACAAAUUGCCGAGGCUGCAACGACCCAAUUACAAGAGGCUAACGAAGCAAUGCGAGCUGCUACCGAGGCUGCAAAAGCUGCUACCGAGACUGCACAAAGGAUGGAGAGGGAGAUGAAUGCUUGGAAGGAAUUUAUGAUGAAGAAAUUUGACACUUCAACUUUUGUAUCACAUUCUCAUCAUUAUGAUGACGAUUUGGAUGAUCAAUCAUUAGAUGAAGAUUGA